Molecule: messenger RNA, 2538 nt
Organism: Astrephomene gubernaculifera
Lineage: Eukaryota; Viridiplantae; Chlorophyta; Chlorophyceae; Chlamydomonadales; Astrephomenaceae
Source: the annotation of a GenBank genome assembly
GGAAAUUCUUCGCAAAUAUAGGUGCAUCCAAAGCCGUUGUCCUUGCUUAGGCUUGACCAGACUUGCGCAUUUGCUGAGAAAUUGCUUUGUCGAAAUAGUAUCCAAGCCUAACCAAUCCGGAAUUGCACCUGUAGUAUAUCACUUAAGAUAUUGUUACAUUUGCUAAGCCUAGCUUGUGCAACGUCGGCUAUUGCCACCCGGCUGGCCUCCGGGUCGCCAAGCCUAAGUCAGCAUGGCUUUAGAGGAGGCGGACGGAGGCAACCAGCAGCAGGACCAGGAUCGCCAUCUGAACCAGCAGCAGUCGACGGUACAGGAUGGAGAUGCGCGAGGAGAUUUGCAAGCAGCAACGGCAGCAGAGCGGCCAGUAAAACGUUACCGUCGCGAGGAGUUAGAUAAGGAGGAAAACAACCUUCUUUUAUCUGAAGACGGCGACGAUGACGGCGCUGAGGAGUAUGUGCCGCUGCGCAAGCGGAGGGAGAUGGAGGAGUCCCGGCUGGUGCACCUGCUGCGGGGCGGUCGCGAGGGCAGCGCCGAGGCGGGGUGCGGGGGCGGCGACAGGUCGGGCAGCGAGCCGCCGCCGGGGGAGCGACCCAAGGAGAGCCUGCUGGUGGUGACGGCGAGGACCCGCAAGGACGCCCCCCCCGGCGGCCCCUCCUCCGAGGCCGCUGCGCUGCUGGAGGAGGAGGCGGACAUCAUGCGACACGCGCUGCAGAAGCAGGCGCUCAAGGCGGUCAAGGAGCUGGCGGCGGGAGUGACCUACACUCACUCCGUGGAGACGGGCUGGAAGCCCCCGCUGCGCUACCGCCGCCUGCCGCCCGAGCUGGCUCAGCAGCUGCGGGACGCGCUGCGCAUCGUGUGUGAUGGACAGAACAUCCCGCCACCCAUACCCAGCUUUGCAGACAUGAAGCUGCCGCCUGCCGUGCUGCGCGUGCUGGCGGCUCGCGGCAUCAAGAAGCCCACUCAGAUCCAGAUGCAGGGGCUGCCGGUGGCGCUGAGCGGACGGGACAUGAUCGGAAUCGCGAACACGGGGUCAGGCAAGACACUGGUGUUCACACUACCCAUGGUGCUCAUAGCGCUGCAGGAGGAGAUGCGCAUGCCGCUGGCCCAGAACGAGGGGCCGGUGGGGAUGGUGAUCUGCCCCUCCCGCGAGCUGGCCACCCAGACGUUCGAGAUCGCGGACACCUACUGCAAGGCCCUCACCGCGGACCGCUAUCCCGAGGUUCGUGCCAUGCUGUGUAUCGGCGGCAUCGACGCCAAGCCCAUGUACGAGACCAUCCGGCGGGGGGUGCACUGCGUGGUGGCCACUCCAGGGCGGCUCAAGGACCUGCUCCACAAGCGGCGCAUGCUGCUGGACGUGUGCCGCUUCCUGUGCCUGGACGAGGCGGACCGCAUGGUGGACCAGGUUGGCUUCGAGGACGACGUGCGCGACAUCCUCUCCUUCUUCCGCGGCCAGCGCCAGACGCUCAUGUUCAGCGCCACCAUGCCCGCCAAGAUCAAGGCCUUCGCGGAGAGCGCGCUGGUGGACCCGGUGGAGGUCAACGUGGGCAGGGCGGGUGCCGCCAACAUGGAUGUGAUCCAGGAGGUGGAGUACGUCAAGGAGGAAGCCAAGCUGCCGUACCUGCUAGAGUGCCUGCAGAAGACCGCCCCCCCGGUGCUCAUCUUCGCGGAGAACAAGCGCGAUGUGGACGCCAUCCACGAGUACCUGCUGGUGCAGGGUGUUGAGGCGGUUGCGGUGCACGGCGACAAGGCGCAGGAGGACCGGCACGCGGGCAUCGCGCAGUUCAAGGCGGGCGAGAAGGACGUGCUGGUGGCCACGGAUGUGGCGUCAAAGGGUCUGGACUUCCCGGACAUCCAGCACGUGGUCAACUACGACAUGCCCGAGGAGAUCGAGAACUACGUGCACAGAAUUGGCCGCACGGGCCGCUGCGGCAAGACGGGAGUGGCCACCACCUUCAUCAACACCAAGCAGUGCUCCGAAACCAUCCUGCUGGACCUCAAACACCUGCUCAAGGAGGCCAAGCAGCGGGUACCGCACUUCCUGCUGGCACUGGAUGACCCGCUGGAGGCGCAGGCCGAGCUGGAGGCCAAGAGCGGCGUCAAGGGCUGCAGCUACUGCGGCGGACUGGGCCACCGAGUCACCAACUGCCCCAAGCUGCGGUCGGAGGACAAGGCCAAGGUUCGUGCCAACAAGGACUAUUUCGGCAGCGGCGGCUUCGGAGGCGAAAUGUAGAGGAGCGGGGUAUAGAGGAGGAGGGCAGACGGAGGAGGAGGAUAACAGGGUUGGGACGGAAAGGUUGUAGGAGGGGUGCAUUGGGCUGUGGACGGAGGUGGGGGUGGAGUUGGAAUACCGGUGUAGCAGGGGUGCACACGCCUUUCAAGGUGUCGGCGGGGAGAGCAGGGCCCCGCCCGGGCGCGUGUGUGCACAGUGCAGUGCUGCUGGAGUUGGCUGGGCAAACGCCACGGACCGCACCCCUGAGGGGCUAGGUUGUUGUCGAGACCACCAUUCUGAUCCUCUUGAGCGAUUCUUCCCAAUCAAAA